AUGGGCCAACCACUCUGCCGACCACGCCAUUCAUGCUGGAAUUGCUGUUCCCUGGGGAAGGACCAGCAGAACGACGGUGACCUCGAGGACUACUAUGUGCCCCAGAGGUCAAUGCCAGAGUCGGAUUCACCAGGGAGCCAGCCAGACCCCAAGAAGAAGGGCUCACGGUGGAAAGUCUGGAAAAGAAGGAGGGCUCGAGUAAGCCAGGUGUUCGAUGCAGGUGUCUCUCAAGCUUCCCCACGGGAGCUGAGCACCGUGCUGACCCAGCAGCCGUGCCAGCCCGACCACAGACAGCCCACCUCCAGGGGAAGCCUCAGCCAGGGGCACCAAGAGGAGACCCCGGAGUCAGCCUGUACGCCAGAGGACAACAUCAGGGCCUCUGCGUGCCUCAGAGAGGAGCUGCUGCCUACAGCACUGGACAUUCCCAUCACCUGCCAGUCCCGCCUGUCCCUGGGGGGUGCUGGCAGCCCCCUGGUCAGCAUUGCAGGCUGUACCGAGGAGGCAGCGGGCCACUGCCAGGAUGAGGACUCUGAGGCCACUUGGGAGCUCUUGUCCAGGCCCCCGGAACACGACUCCUCAGGCACGGACUCGGACUCGCUCCAGGAGUUCCAGACGCCGGAAGCUCUUUACUUGAGCAAGGACAAGGGGGAUGGGGCCAGCCCCGGCUGCCUGAAGGUGCAGACCACCCUGAUGAGUCCUCCACGCAGCAGUCCUGGAAGUAUGGAGCACGAGGAGGAGGAGGGACACCCAGAACGUCAGACAGGACAUCUGCUAAGUGCAAGAUAUGAGUUUGUCACUGUUUUGGGUGAAGGCACCUUUGGGCAGGUCAUGGAAUGCAUUGAUCACCAAGAGGACGGCAGGCAUGUGGCAGUGAAGUUUGUCAGAAAGGUCGACCCAGGCAGGGCAUACUAUGCAGAAGUCUCAAUGCUGUACUAUUUAAACUCACUGGACCCCAGCGGCACACAUCACUGCGUCCGAAUGCUGGACUGGUUCCAGCACCAGGGCCAUGUGUGUAUUGUUUUUGAGCUGCUGGGGCCCAGCACCUACAGCUUCAUUGCAGCAAAUGCCUUCCUGCCCUUCAGGAUGGACCACAUCAGACAGAUGGGCUACCAGGUCUGCGAGGCUGUCAGCUUUUUGCACAUCAACGGGCUGACACACACAGAUUUAAAACCGCAGAAUAUUUUACUUGUGAACUCUGAGUACACAGAGGAGUACAACACCAGCCUGAAACAAGUGGAGCGCAGACCCAAAGACCCAUCCAUCAAAGUGGCCGACUUUGGGAGUGUGAUAAGGGAUGACGAGCCUCACUGCCCUCUCAUCACUACAAGGCCCUACCGAGCUCCAGAAGUCAUCCUAGCCCUGGGAUGGUCACAGCCAUGCGAUGUCUGGAGUAUAGGCUGUAUCCUCCUUGAAUACUACCUCGGAUUCCCAGUGUUUGCGAUUACCCUCCAUGCCCAUGAAGAUCUAGAACACCUGGCAAGGAUGGAGAGAAUCCUGGGGCCUUUGCCAAGAGACAUGAUCGAGAAAACCAGGAGAGGCAAAUACUUCUCUAAUGGCCGGCUGGUGUGGGACCAACACAGCCUCGUUGGCAGAUACGUCUCACAGCACUGUAAGCCACUGAAGGCGUUCACGACCUGCAGCACUGAGGAACACUGCCACCUGUUUGACUUGAUAGAGAAGAUGCUGCAGUACGACCCAGCCGAGCGAAUUACCUUGCAGGAAGCCCUCAGACAUCCUUUUUUCUUCCCACUCCAACGGGAAAAAAGGGCAUCGCCUCUAAGAGCAGAGGGGGCUGAAAUGGGUGUCACUCCCCCAGAGA
Molecule: messenger RNA, 1819 nt
Organism: Calypte anna (Anna's hummingbird)
Lineage: Eukaryota; Metazoa; Chordata; Aves; Apodiformes; Trochilidae
Product: dual specificity protein kinase CLK1-like
Exons: 11
Biological process (GO): regulation of RNA splicing; protein phosphorylation
Cellular component (GO): nucleus
Molecular function (GO): protein tyrosine kinase activity; ATP binding
Source: RefSeq, a predicted model, not a curated record